Messenger RNA from Odontomachus brunneus, 4701 nucleotides. RefSeq names its product synaptic vesicle membrane protein VAT-1 homolog-like. The transcript is spliced from 7 exons. The record is from RefSeq and is a predicted model, not a curated record. Bases 376 to 1803 code for a protein of 475 amino acids. NCBI's taxonomy places the organism in Eukaryota, Metazoa, Arthropoda, Insecta, Hymenoptera, Formicidae. Gene Ontology annotation, molecular function: oxidoreductase activity; zinc ion binding.
AGCGGCUCUCUCGGCACAGUGGCGCAGAAUCUCGGAGCAGAACGACGGCGGCUUCCGUGGAGUGCGUACGCUGCGAUCGUAAACUACAUACCGUGCGAAGCCGAGAGAGAUUACUCACACGGGCACUUUCUCCCCCUCCUUUCUCUCUCUCUCUCUCUGUCUUCUGUCUUCUCUUUCUCUCUUUUCUCCUUCUCUGUAUCUAUCUCUCUCUCCGUUUCGUCCGUCGGUCGCUCCGCGAACGCAGACGGUAAACGCUCCCUUUCUUGACGUAUCCCCGCCGCGCGGCAUCCGGGCUACCUCUUCAGUCCCGCGGCAAAGGACGUCGCGAAAGCUCGGCGAGAGUUUCAGAGCGCCUGAGAGGAGGACGGCGUAAAGAUGGCAGAGGACAAGAACGAGACCAGCCCGAGCGCCGAGGGCGAGAAGCCGCCACAGGAAACGACAGCGGCGACGCCGCCGCCGGCUAAGCCGGACAAGGAAGAGCCGACGAAGGAGUGUAAGGAGGACGAGAAGAAGGUCGAGGAGAAUGGCGACGGCGAGAAGCCAAAGGAGAACGGCGAGGAGAAGCCCACGCCGGAGCCGAAGGACAUGCGAGCGAUCGUGCUCAACGGUUUCGGCGGUCUGAAAAGUGUCAAGGCCCUGAGGAAGCCGGAACCCACCCUUGGUGAGGGAGAGGUCCUCAUACGCGUCAAAGCCUGUGGCUUGAACUUCCAAGAUCUGAUGGCCAGGCAAGGGGCGAUUGAUUCGCCCCCCAAAACUCCCUUCAUCAUGGGUUCUGAGUGCGCGGGUGACAUCGAGCAAGUCGGCGAGGGAGUCGAGAACUUCAAAGUGGGAGACAGGGUGGUCGCCCUUCCCGAUCAUAAAGCGUGGGCGGAGCUCGUGGCUGUACCGGCGACGUCCGUGUUCGCGUUACCACCUGGGAUGAGCUACCUCGACGCGGCCGCCAUCAUCAUGAACUACACCGUGGCUUACAUUCUGCUCUUCGAGCUGGCCAAUCUCACGCCUGGCAAGAGCCUGCUGCUUCACAGCUCCGGCGGUGGUGUGGGUCAAGCGGUGGUCCAGCUCGCGAAAACCGUGAAGGACGUGACUAUCUUCGGCGUCUGCAGCAAAUCCAAGCACGAGGCUCUCAAAGCCGCCGGAACCAUCGACUAUCUUUUGGAGCGCGGCACGGACUACAGCAACGAAGUCCGAAAAAUUUCGUCCGAGGGCGUGGACAUCGUUUUAGAUUGCCUGUGUGGCGAGGAAUGUAACAAGGGCUACGCCCUCUUGAAACCAAUGGGCAAAUACAUCCUUUAUGGAUCCAGCAACGUCGUCACCGGGGAAACCAAGAGCUUCUUCUCCGCAGCGCGAUCAUGGUGGCAAGUCGACAAAGUGUCACCUAUAAAGCUGUUUGACGAGAACAAGACACUGUCCGGAUUGAAUCUGCGCCACUUGAUGUACCGGCACGGCAGUCACGCGUUUGUACGACGGGCAGUGAACCAAGUGUACACAUUGUGGAGCGAGGGCAAGAUUAAGCCGGUGGUGGACUCGACGUGGGCGCUGGAGGAUGUGCCCGAGGCAAUGCAAAAAAUGCACGAUCGCAAGAACAUCGGUAAGAUCGUUCUGGAUCCGAGUCUGGAGCCAAAGCCCAAACCAGCUACACCGGCUAAAGGCAAGGCGAAGGACAAGAAGGCCGCGAAUCAGGAGGAGAAGAAGGCGUCCAGCGUAGAAUCGGAGGAGGGAGAGAAGAAAAAGGAACCGGAAUUGACAAAUGGCACCUCCGAAGACAAAUCUGAUAGCGAUUCGAAAGAAAAGGAAUCUAGCUGAAUUAGCAGUAGUAACUAAUCCUAUAAGACAGAAAAACUGAUGCCCACAAACAUCAAGAAUUCCCAGGAAAGUACUAUUACUGAGAGACGAUCCAUCGUUGCCCGAGAACAAACAGAAAAAGAAAAAUAGAAUUUGACCCGAGUAAUCAUCAGUGGUAUCGCGCAAAAUUUACAUGCAGAUGAUACAUAAGCAGAGAGAAUCAUGGUUCAUAUCGUGCGAUUUAACAAUUCUAAUGUGGCGGGGUAGUCCUCGAGCGAUUGGCCUGCCAGAGACGCGGACGAAACAUUUCAAUGUAGCGAAGUAAUCGAUCGCUUGCGCUGUAAGGUACACCCUUUUUUUUUUUUUCUUUCACGACCCUUUCACGGGCGCUCUCUUCACCGUUUGUCAUCUGCAUGUGUCUAUUCUCCUCACAUUUGCGCCGAGAUAGAAGGGUUCACGCGAACCACGCGAGCGGAGAAACGACAGCGUAUCGUGUAAGAACGAGAGAAGCAACCAAAUAGAAGUAACAAUCUUGACGCGGUCCACAGUAGUUUACAGAAUAUAAGAACGUUAUGUUUAUUUUUUCACACCGACCAAAUGGUUAAUUUUGCGAAGAGUUAAGUGAACAGCUGUUGGAUAUGAGAUAAUCGUUAGGCAGCUUGGUGUUCGCCUUUCCUUUUAUCACUACUGCUAUUAUUAUAUCGUCUUGGAAAAUGGAUGCAACAGCCUUUCCGUACUUAUCGAACUUGUCGAGCUUAUCGGACAACUAACGGGGAAUAUGAGCUGUUUAAUAAUUGUGGCGUUGCCCAACAGCUAUCCAACUUGGCUCUGUCUAUUUGUAUCAAAUAUUAUCGCUGCUACUACGAUAUAUACUAACAUUCUCUUACACUAAUAUAAUAUUACCUCUAUUUGUAAUUUAUAAUGGGAUAAAAAUAACGUAAUUCCGCUGAAGUCGAGUUUCCGUGGAAAAACUAUAAACGCGGAGCUGCAUAUUACUUUCGUAUGUAAAUUUUAUGUACCAGAGAUGUUUUUACACCACUUUAUUGUUCGUCCUGACACUUUUGUCGGACGGAAUAUCCAUUUAAAUUUUAACGAUAACCAUGAAAGUCGAGAAUAACAUUUAGUAUUACGCGGCAUUUCGCUGGGAUUUGAACGCUUUUUUUAUACUUUCAUACCUUGUAGUGUUUUUAUGUAAAAUUAAUUGUAGACUUCGGGGAUUUUCUACGCAAUUUUGAAGGAGUAUCUAAAUGUAUAACUGCCUAAGAACCGACUGCAAUCGGUAAUUUUCCAAAUCAACAUUCUGUCUCCUUCUCCAAAUCAUGCACAUUGAUCUUUAGCAACGAUAUUUCAACGAGAUGCUUUCAAAAUGUUUCUAGCUAACGUUUUCGGCAUGUAAUCCGACGUGUAAUGAUGAAUUUAUUUAAGAACAAACGCAUCCGUGGAUGUUUAUGCCGCGCUAAAAAUUUCGGAUAACGAUCGGAUUCGAUAUCUAAUUAAGAAUUAACUGAUACAUAGCACAAGAUAAUUAAGUGAAGAUCUAAUUAGACUGAUUAAUUACGGCUUGAAACUGUAACGAGCCUAGUAGAGAGACGUUACUCGGCAGAAAAGUGCUUCGAGAAUUACUAUCUUAGCGAAUGUUGGCGUAUUUCAUUUCUACGUGAAAUUUUCGAAUUAGUUUUAACGGAAAGAUCGAACGCGCUCUCGAUAUACAAUGAUACAAAUGUCCCACAACGUUUCUAUUCAGAUGUACGAAUCGAUGAUGUACUUGAAAGACUCCGAGUAACUUUAUUGUUUAAAUGAAAUUUUAUAAACAUAUUUAAUGACGUUGCAUCAACAUAUGUACAUGAAGAGUAAUUUAACGAAUUAGCGUCGUAGAAGCUUAAAGUAUAUCGCUUUUUUCAUAAGAGAAGGAACGACAGUUUAAAGGUAAAAUACGCAAGGCCUCAUUUUUUAAUGUAACACAAUCUCGCGUGAAUACAGUUGUGUCGCCUAGAGCCGAACGCGUAACUGCGCUCCGACAAGUUACGUUGAAUCCGCAUUGCGGUUUUUCCUCAAACUUUCGAACCUUCGCGUAAUAUUUUCGACGAUGGUCGUGACGCACUGUCCCGGCCGUCCCGUGCGAAUAAUAGCGAGAAAGACGCGUUAUCACACUAACGGUGAUCUGUUGAGCGAAGAAGGUUUCAUAGUGAUAUAAACAAAGGAUUAAGGCGAUCCCCUUCGCGAGAGGAUCUUGAGAUAAGAGUAAAGGAAAAAAGAAGAAAGGAUGAAAAGAUCUCGAGGAUGUGUCCUCGACGGAAUGCGGCUCGGCGGAGGAGCUGGCCGAUGCAGAACAAAGUGCAUAUCUCUCCGGAAUGUUGGAACAAUUUUGGUGUAGCCGAUUUCGUUAGGAUUUGAUACUAGCUCUGUAUACCGAUAUCUAUAUUAUACAAAUCACUAUGCAAAGAAGAGGAAGAGACACGGACGAGGGGGAAGAUAUGUGUCAACGAUAUAUCUCAGCGCGAAUAUCUUACAUCAGAGAGAGAGAAAAAAAAAGAAAGAGAAGUCGCGCAAGAGCGCCAAGAGGAAUUACUGCCGUAUCGAAUCUCUCGGUCCAAAAGUACAUAACUGCUAUCUUACUCAUCAAGAAAACGUAUCGAUCUGAGGCAAGAAAAAAAAAGACAAAAAAAGUAUACAUGAUAAAAAAAAAUACUGCGAAAAACAUGAUAAAUGUGGCUGCAUAUUUUGAGACAUCUUUUAAACACACUAAGAUACACUUAAUCCCGAAGUAUACACACGAGGUAACCGAUGACAUGAAUACACACGAGACAUACGCCCACACACGAGUAACGACGACACACAUCAUACUGUAUAUUUUAUUGUACGGCUUUAAAUGUUUCAUCAAAUAACUCUAUUAUAUUAUAAUAUAUCUAUAUAUUUGUA